Messenger RNA from Laetiporus sulphureus 93-53, 480 nucleotides. RefSeq lists its product as uncharacterized. The coding region runs from base 7 to 384 and encodes 125 amino acids. The record is from RefSeq and is a predicted model, not a curated record. The transcript has 7 exons. Lineage: Eukaryota; Fungi; Basidiomycota; Agaricomycetes; Polyporales; Laetiporaceae.
GAUAUUAUGAUCACAGUCGUGCUUUGUACGGUCUUGACUGCUCAAAACACGGGUUUCAGGCACACCAAGAAUUUGAUCUCGAAACUGACUUUCUACCUGUUGAACCGCGGAAUAUUGACUGCAGCCUGCCAAUUCUUCUUUUUUGUCUUGUGGCACAUAUUUGACAAGAAGAACGAAUAUGUAUGGACGCUAUUUUCCUUUCCAGGUAGUCAAGUCUACGUGAACUCCAUGCUAGCGAUCCUGAAUGCGCGUCUAUUUUUUGACCCGCCCAAGAAUCAAGCCUCAAUUCAGGAGAUUCCGAUGCAUUACAUGAGCGGCUUAGCAGGGGCAGCGUCUUCAAGCCGACCCACCAUCAGCAUCGGUAGGAGUUCCCCUUCGUUAUAAGCAGGAGUCACUCGCGAAAGCACAGUGAGGAAAUAGCAAUUAUGGGGUCAGCUAUCACCUUGUCGGUUUGAUGUAUUUCGAGUGUCCCACAGGAGA